AUGGAUAUUUCUCUUACAACCAUCAAAGUUGUCAUCCUGCAAGUACGAGUCAUCAAUAUAUCCAAAGGAAAUGUGCUCCUUAUUCCGUAGUGAUGCAUAAGACUGGUUUCAUAAUUUUUGUAAAAAUACGUGGGGCUGAGGCCAGACCAUUUGGCAGGCAUGCAUAUUGAUAAAAUUGCCCUCGUCCAAGAAAACUUAAGGUACUUUCUGUGCUUAUAGCAUACGGGUGCAGUAUAGUAUACCUCUUAUAUAUACCUCCGUCCUGUUUCAUCAAAUGUAUUGCAGUAUAAAUAGUAUCCUUCUUAAAAUGAUGAUAGUCAACAACUUCAUUUAACUUUUUCAAAUUCAAAACUCUAUAGGUCCCAUCUUUUUUCGGGCGAAGAAAAAUUGUUGAUCCUCCCCCCGCGAUUCUGGGUUAGUGGGCUCAAUUACCACUUUCAUGAAUAACUUCGCGAUUUCAUUAUCAACAAUGCAUCCCUCGGAACUAUUGACAUGCAAUUAGCUCUUUAGGUGACUGCAAUUGCAAUGGAAUGGUUUCAUUAGAAACUCAAUUUCCACUCCUUGUAUUGCUUUUAAUAUCCAUUGGUCUGAAGUAAUUUUUGACCAAGCAGUCUGAAAACAUUUUAGCCUGCACCAAAUGAAUAUAUAGUGUACUAACCUGUUUAUCUAGUUUCACCGACCCUGUGGUUUGUAGUAGCUUUGGCCCCUAAUUUAGUGCCGUGGGAGGUUGUUUUGGGGCCGGAACCUCCCCCGUCCAUUUUUUAAUGCCGGUUAUAAUGAGGGUACAGAAUUUUCUGUACCCUCACUGAACGCCGAAUAGGUACGCAGUAUGUACUGAAUGUUUUCUGAACAUUUUUUUUAAUGUCCGCUGGAAAAUGUUUUCAACCUUUCGGGACAAAAUAGGGGCCACGAAGUAAAAAUUUUCCCCGGGCACCCGAAUUUCUCUGUGAGGCCCUGCCCAUGCAGUAAUCCAAAUUCCAUUUUCGUAGUCCAAAAAUAGGCAAAUUCCUGUUCCUAUUUACUCCUUCAGCUCAGGACCCUCUUCUCCAAGUUUUCAAAAGAUUACUUACCGAAGUCGCAAUAUUACGAAUCAAUUUAUAAAUAGCACGUUCCAAGCAUUUAUUAUAAACCUCCAAACACACGUUGUAUAUAAUGAACCAGGAAGUGUUCCUUUAAUUUUCUGAAUUCAGUUUUAUAUGUACAAUAUAUUUAUUUUUCAGUACUGGAACGGCAUAAUCAGUGCGAAGUCAAAGAGCAACGCUAAAAAAGAAUGCCAUUUGUUUGUGGAAAACGAUUUUAAUCGUAUGACUUUGGAUGCGUUAGGCGAAUGUGUAUUUGGUUAUGAGUUUAACACCACCGAAGCAGGUGAUACCAUAAUAUCCCGUGCAUUCACUGAUUUAUUCACUGGUGUAAAUCCAGCUGCAAAGUCAUUUUCAAUAAAACUACUCCUGUGGUUCCCAUUCCUUAAAUACUUCAUGAAAAGUGUUAUCAAAGGCGAAGAAGCGCUUAAAACCAUUGCGUGCGUUAUCAAACAGGUAAGAGUAGCUAGUAUAUUCAGGUAAACAUCCCUUUUUGUUUUGAAAUUAAUAAUUCUGUUGUUCAAACUGACGUAGGACGGGUAGCAUAAUGAAAUCGUAAGAGCCAGCAUAACAAAUCUUGCUUCGUGCUAUAUAGUAAAAGUUGUGUAACAUUUAAUAGACAACGUCUUGCAUGUUAGACUAAUUUUUGAUCUAGGAAAAAAAGUAAAUUCACGUAAAUUAAAAGUAAAUUCCCGUAAACUUAUUAAGUAAAAAACAAAUUCCGAAAAGACAAGACAUCUUGAGAAUUCAGUAUAUGAUUCAAAACAAGACGCAGUGUAAAUUUUCGACUUUAUUUCAAAGUCAUCUUCAGACAGAAUGAAAUACAAUACUUUGCAACACAGAUAUAUAUAUUUCCGCAUGUAAUACAAACUAUAUAUAUAUAUAUAUAUAACUAUAUAUAUAUAUAUAUAUAUAUAUAUAUAUAUAUAUAUAUAUAUAUAUAUAUAUAUAUAUAUAUAUAUAUAUAUAUAUAUAUAUAUAUAUAUAUAUAUAUAUAUAUAUAUAUAUAUAUAUAUAUAUAUAUAUAUAUAUAUAUAUAUAUAUAUAUAUAUAUAUACUGCUAAUUCAAUAAAGGUUGUCCUUUGCAAACCUUAAACCUUAAAACCUUAAACCUUAAACUCUAAGCGCGCAAAGCAUGAUGGGAGCACUGAUUUCAAGCUUAAUUGUUGAUUAUUGAAGCUGUUUGUCAGUGAAAUGUUUUUGCAGGGAGAUUUUUAUCAUGUCUCCAAAAAAUGGGCUCCAUAUAUGCUUUCUAAACUGCUUAAAUUUUGCUCCCAUUAUGCUUUGCACGCUUAGAGUUUAAGGUUUAAGGUUUUAGAGUUUAAGGUUUCAAAGGACAACCUUUAUUGAAUUAGCUGUAUAUAUAUAUAUAUAUAUAUAUAUAUAUAUAUAUAUAUAUAUAUAUAUAUAUAUAUAUAUAUAUAUAUAUAUAUAUAUAUAUAUAUAUAUAUAUAUAUAUAUAUAUAUAUAUAUAUAUAUAUAUAUAUAUAUAUAUAUAUAUAUGUACAACGCAGAGAGAGAGCAUCUGUCAUGUGGGCGACAAGAAGGGCAUCUGUCAUGUGGGCGAAACAUGAUAAAGAAAUUAUAGUAAAAAACUGAAAAUGGAUUAUUUAGCUAUAUUUCCAACAAUGUUUCACAUAUUAAAAGGAUUAAAGUAGAAAGUAAACUUAUUAAAAUUAGUAAAAUUGCAAAAUUUGGUUACGAAAUGUUGUAAAAUGCAGAAAUACAGCCUUGCGAAGUUUGUAUUACAUGCGGAAAUUGUUACCAUUUUUGAGCCGAAAAUUAUAACAAUUUCCGCACGUAAUACAACUUUUAGGGACCAGUCAUAAAGUAUUUACUAGGGGGUGUGGAGGAUAUUUUUGGGGGUACGAAAAAAAGAGAACCUCUGAGGGGUGGGGGGGGGUACGAAAAAACAACAGAACCUCUAGGGGGGGGGGGCAAAAUCUUAGUACUAUAGGUACGGAAAAAAUAACAUUUUAUAACUAUUGUUGAAUAUUGAAUGUUUUGUGCCCAGAUUUAAGUUUGGAAAGAAUUGCUUUACUUAUAAUUAUUAAAUCAACACAAGGUAUAUGUUUUUAUGUGACUCAAUGUCAGAUGAUAAGUAAGAUUCAGUAUCCGUUGAACUUUUGGAGUACAAAGCUGAUACAGCUGAAUUGUCAAUGCUAGCAAGCUCACACCGGCAUUAGAACUUGAUGAACCUGAUGAGGAAGUGUCACAUUGAAUGGAAGCAAUUUUUUUCUAUUCGAAAUAAACCAAAAACAAAUUUUUCUGUUUCAUCAUACUCUCAGCCCAUCGUUAGUAUGUCAGAAUCUGAAAAGACUGGUGACGAAUCAGAGUCUGUGGAAAAUGUUGAGGAUAUGGUUACCACUACAAGAAGUGGGAGAGUUAUCGCAAACUGGAGGGUUUCGAAAUAUAGAUAAACGCAAGACAAAUGUUAAAACAGAGGGGGGGGGUAUGAAAAUUUUCAUUUACAUUGAAGGGGGUUACGAAAAUGUUUCCACAGGUUUUUGGGAGGGUAUGGAAAUAUGUACUUGAAAUUUCAUUUAUCCUCCACCCCCCUCUAGUAAUUACUUUAUGACCGGUCCCUUAUCUUCGAGUGGUGAAAAUAAAAGUCAUAUCUUCAAGCCACCGUGUAAUGUUCUGUUUAUUAUAUUGUCCCAAGCAAUUAAAAAAUUGUAUAUUAAUACUAAAAGUCACGUGAUCGAUAUCUUUACUAGUGAAGAUAUGGAAAAUAUCUCACUGUAUAUUUCAGUAUCUCACUUUCUAUUAUAUAAUAAAAACAUAUACAAAAUUUGCAAACUUUGUAAGACUAUCGCCCGUCAUCGGAAAUAGAAAUUUCCGGACAUCGGAAAUAGAAAUCUGCAAAUUCCAUGGUUUUAUUUUAUAUAAGGGAAGUCUUGUCUAUAAACUGUUGAUUUUCAUUCCUCCUUUUCCGGACAGCUUGCCCUUGUACUGAUCACGUGUUUUCCGACGGUGAUUCCACCGCUUAGUAUUCCAAUGAGUGGGAUGUACGGUGUUACGUAACUGACGAGGUUUUUAUGUCUUUUCUAAGCAGAUCGUUUUCCUCCAGUUCUUUUUUCAUUCCUUCAACAUCCUUAACAGCGUCCAACGCCUCCAUGAGUUCGGAAAACUUGGUGAUGAUAACGUCGGCUAGUUGGUUGUUUGUGUUUUCCAGACGUUGUCUUUCGUAGUCUUUGUAUAUGUUUUCCAGCGUCUUUUCGGAGAUGCUUUUUUGAUAUAUUUUGAGGCGUACUUGAUUUCACCCGCAUCGACCAGUUUCAGUAGCUUUUCCCUUAGAUCGCUUGCGACAGGUGUCUCAGGCUCUACAGAUUCGAAUAUGGUUUCCAUUCCUUUAUUUAAUAUGCGGAAUAAUUGUUUUGUGGGUAUAAGGUCGACGUAGUAGUAUUUCCAACCUGGCGUAGUCGUUGUUUUUUAGCGUAUUAAUGAUUUCCUUCCUUUCUUCUUUUUCCGUGUUUGCAAGGUAGUCAGUCGUUCAAUAUAAUGUCCGUAUCUUUUGCGCUCGGGUUGUAAAAGGUUACGAGUUUGGAUAUAUUUUCCCUAUAGGGUUUCGCAAUGGAUGUAAGCUGUUGGGUAAUGACAAUGGUUGAUAUUCCCAUAUGUCUAGCCCUAAACCCAAGUUUUACCAAUUCGCUGGUCCUGUUUUUGACGGAUUGGCUACUAGCACAGUGAUCAAGAACGAUUAGGCUAUUUGUUUGAAUGCUGUUCUUAGGGUUUGUAAUCCAAGUGAGUAUAUAUAUACAUUUUAAGACAAAAAGGAAAAAAAUAGGGGGGCGGAUAGAAAAUUGCCCGACUUUUCGUGAUUGUGCCCGACUAUUACCGAAAAAUUUUUUCCGGAAAAAUGAUUUUGGCGACCCUUCGACCGCCCCCCCCCGUCGCCAAAAAAAAUUCGGUCAGUGUACCAUUUUAGGGGUCAAAAAAAUUUUCCGGACAUACCAAAAUUUUUCGUAACACACAAAUUUUCCAAAAAACUCUACAUUGGCCACAAAAUUGACUACAUUUUCGACAAAAUUGACAGAAUUUGUCCCACUCAUUUUUAUAACUAACCAAAAUUGCCCGACUGUUAAUCGAAUAUUGCCCGACUGCCCAAAAAACUGGGGGUGCUACCGCCAGAAAUAUAUACUCGAAGUGGUUUUUAUAAUCGUUCUCCAGCAUUUCUGGUAGGUAAUGGUUUUCCCACAUCCGGUCAUGAUCAUGUUGAAUGGUGUUUCCAAUGGAUCCAUCUUUUAUUAUUUAGUAACUAAUACCCUGGAGGGUCUUUUCGCUGAUGUUUAUGAGUCCAUCGGAUAGCACAAAGAUGUUACAGAGGAUGUCUUCGGUAAUAGUGUCUGUUUCAAUUUCCAGGAGAAUUCCAGGGUUAUCACCGAGAAGCUUUUUUCCACUUCCAACGAUAUGGUUGUCGUCGACAGCUCUCAGAUCGAUCACCAAUGCGAAUUUGUCUUUGUAGAAUUUCGUAACGCUUAUGUCGUCAUUACAGGUGUUGUUGGCUAUUCCGAACAGUCUUUUUGCUUCGUCAUAGAAGUUUUCGUAUGUUAGUCCCUGACUAUAUACAGCAUUCGGUUUCCCCUCUAUCGUAACCUUUACCUUUUCGAUGCUUGGGAAGACGUAUUCCUCGCUGGCGGUUAUUGUUCUUUUUCUGAAAAGUAUAGGACCACAGCCCUCAUGCUUACCCUCGGAACAUCUAUGGUUUCGUUAAACCUUGUAGCAUCCUUUGACCACACGGUUGUUUUUAACACGGUUGUUUUUAACGGGAUAGGGAUCUGCCGGCCUCGUAUCCUUCGUUUACCCGUUUAGCUAGUUCCUCGUUUUCGAUGGUUUCGUAUUCCAGAUGUAUGUUUUUUAGUGUAUAUCCCUCCACCUUCUCGUUUGCCUGUGCAACCAUAAUCUUGUCGGCUUUUGGAAGGGUUAUCGUGUACUCGAAUCCACUUUUCAUGGUCAUGUUCACCGUGGUCAUUGAAAAUUUUUCCGAGUUUCAUUUUUUGUUCCUUGUAUACCUUUGCCAUCACCAGGUCGUAGUUACCAUCCGUCUUUUCGGUUUGAUCGGCACUGUCGUCCUUCGACAAUAGCUUUCUUGUGUUCUCGUUCAUAAUCCCGUAUUCUAUCAUGUUUGCUCUUUUUGAAUCCAUCUUCCAGAGAUCUUUGUAGACUUUGAUGAGACUUUCGCCGUUAUUGUCGUAUACUAUCUCACCUCCCACCCUUAUCAUGAGUCGUUCGCACAGAAGUUUACCGAGGUUAUUCAUGAACCAGGAUUUGGUGUUUUCGUUCUUGAACUCAUACGACAGGCGAAAUGAAUCUGGAACGAUACAGGUGUUCGGUUCCAGUUUCUGAACUACUAUGCAGAUGUCGUUUCCGGGGUUGGAUUCGUUUGGGUUAAAUGUAAUGAAGUUAUAUACUCUGUUCCCUACAACAUCGGAGGUCAGUGCCCUUUUGAAACCGGGUGUAAGUUCUUGGCUUCUCUUCUCCAUUCCCUUUAUUAUAGUAUAAUAACUAAUUAUUAAAUUUUUCGAACUUUGGUUUCGGCUCGUCCUGCAUCUGCGGUUCUGCUGUAUGAUUAGGCUUGUCCGUAGGUCUGACAUUACAGUAUAUGUAGUAGAUUCCUCCUAACACAGCUGCUGCGACUCCAGCGUAAAUCAGCGUAUUUACCGAAUCACUUUGAUCGGAAUUAUUUUCGAUGUUACGUCUUUCUACAGCUUUCCUUGCUUUUGCUUCUUUAGAUAUUGCGGCUAGUCUCUUACCUGAUUCUACCCUUCUUGGAUCCUUCGGUUUCUGGGUUUUCUCCGUUCUUGUUAUUGUUGGCUCAUCCAUGCUCUAUUUAAUAUACCUACUUUUUUUAAAUUUCUAGUUGAAUCUAGUCAAAGUCUAGUCAGAGUCUAGUCAAAGUCUAGUCAGAGUCUAGUCAAAGUCUAGUCAAAGUCUAGUUAAAUCCAGUCAAAUUCUAGUCAAAGUCUAGUCAAAUGUUGCUUGAGUUAGUUGCAGCAUAACCUUAAGUAGUUUCAAGAUCAGCUUAAGGUAAUCUCGAAACCUACUUAAAGAAAUAUUUUUUAUAUAAUAAAAGAUAUGAGAUCUAUUUUACGACUGAAGUUCUCUCGGACAUCUGGAAGAGGCGUGCCGUUCGCUGUCCAUCUGCCCUUGAGGGAGAGUCUUCUUCCCCUAUCUGCCGUGUUUAAAUGGGCACAGGGUUUACCACCGGGUAGUAGAAGUACGUUUUUGGAAAAUAUUAGAAAAAUCGAUGAGAAGGCUUACAAGCGUAGGGAGCGGAAGUUGAUCAUAGAUACUUUUAAACAGUUGGAAAGUCAUCCGGACUAUAGGGAAACGGAUUACGAGAAAAGGGAGCGUCUGAGGAAGGAAGCGAUCGAGCAGGAACACAAAAGGAAGAUGAAAUUCUGUGAAUCCGGAGAUAAACACCAGCUUAUUGAUAUAAACGGGGAAAGAACGUGUCACAAAUGUGGAUUAGCUACGGGACACACACCCCCUGUCCCAAACUACAAUUGUUGGGACGACGCAAUCAUGAAGUACAGAAAGGUUCGAACUGUUCAGCGAUAGGUUCGAACUGUUCUGUAUUAGAAGGAGUAUAACAUAUUCUGAUCUACCACAGUAUGAGAGGCAUGCGGUAGUAGGAAACAUCCAAAUAAUUUGUAGGGCCGAGUUGGAUUUAGAGGAGGAUAGGGAGGAGGAGGAUAGUGAGGAGGAGGAUAGGGAGGAAAAGCUGAAAAGGAGGACGCUUCCUAACCUCAGCAUUUUAACCUAUCAGAUAUGCAAAAGACUUAACAUAAAUAUCGACGAGAAUCUGCUUAAGAUUCCGAAAAGCAGAGUUCCACAGAUCGAUGUAGAGAAAUAUUCCAGAAGUUGGGUUAGGAAUACACCGAGUUCGGUUGUCAGAACAAGAUAACCACGUGGUCUCAGGUCCCAUUUGUGGUCUCAGGUUUUGCGUGUAAACAUCCCAUUUUAUUUACUCUUCUUUUUAUUUUCUUCCUUCGUGGUCUUUGCUGACGGUACCGCUUUGUCUUCCUUUGCGGUCUUUGCCGACGGUCCCGCUUUUUCCUUACACGACGUAACGUACUUGAUGUUGGUUGUCUUGGAUUUAACGUAACCGAGAUUCAGUCCACCUCUACUGAGUUUUAUACCAACGUUGACGGUUUUGUCCUUUUUUAAUUUUCCCCUAACUUUGCUGCUGUCGCUAUUCAUUCUUUUAUUAAUACGAAAAUAAUAUCCAUCUUGAAGUGAUAACCCCACCGAUGAACAUAGUGCCGAGGAGGUAAACCAGAUUGUUUGUUGGUCUUGGUAUGCUUGCUGUGUUAGGAUGUGGUAUGGGGUUCUGGUCUUUGCGUGGUAUAGGGUUUUGGACUUUUACAUCCGGACUCUUUUUUAUCUCCUUAGGUUUUGAGUAGUUAACAUCCGUAUUACUACCAAACUUCAUGUCAUUUGUCGCUAGUGUUAGUGUGUUGUUGUAUCCCGCUACUUUUUCCUUAAGUAUGAUCAUACUGGAUGGUAUUAAUCAGUCCGGGUUAUAUUGCCAUGUUAAGUACAACGUUAGUAUCCUUUAUUGCCCUCCUCAUAUUGGAGAUGGAUACCGAUACAUCGUCUUGCGCAACGGUGUCUUUGAAAAGUCUGUGAAAUAUGUCCUGAAUCUUCGCCCCUUUACCAACGAUAGACCAACGUGUUUGUGCUUGCGCACCUAAUACGCAGUAGACGUAACUUUCAAUAGAUUGCUGAAGUAGCUUUAAUCCCAGACGUGUCAAUCCGUCCGAUUACUUAGCUAUGAAUUGGGUGUAGUCCGUAUCGCUGUUGUUAAUGACCUUGUCUACUUCCUGAUAGCUAAUUCCCAUUACACCACCGGUAUGGUAGUAUGAAUAUCUGUAGUUUCUAACCCUACUUUUAUCCGGAAGUCUGCUAUGCCAGAGACCUAUUUCUGUCUGUCCUCGGUGGAAUUUGUCAACCCAUGUUUUCUGUAUGGGUAUGUUUCUCUGCAGGGACUUUAGCAUAUCCUUUGUUACGUAUUUCGUCAUUUUGCUUGGAUUUCUGAGGAACCUAGGCAUGUGGUAGUAUAGGUGAUACCUAACAAUACUUGUGAUUACCCUCGAGGUUCCUUUGCUUUCCAGCAGAUGUUCCGUACUUAUCCCACACUUAAACGUAAUAAUGUAAGCAGCCAGUAUCGAUGCAAAAUAGGGAUCGUUUAUAUAAUCGAACUUUACCCUGGUGAUAUCCUUUGUGGUACCGGUCCACUUCGUGUCGAGAUCGGCGAAAUUAGAGACAAAGCUGUUGUGAGAGGUAUUUUAAUACCUUUUAAUACCUAGAGGUAUUUUAAUACCCUAUUUUAAUACCUUUUUAAAAAAAACUGGCGGCAAUCUUGAGAACCUACCUCUAGUUCAUCCCCUUUAGCCAACGUUGCCCCAAACCAUUGUUGUAGUGGUUUAAAAAACAAGGUGGUCAACUUCAAACGCACUGACAAUUUUGAAUCAUUCAAAUGACGCUAACGAUUUUUUUCGAUCAUAUAUGCUCCACCCAGGCCUGUGUUCCACCCAAAUAUGUCGGUUUGUAGCAUCCUCGUUUCCAGGUCCUAUCGGCUGCGGGCAGCCUGCAUAGGCCCUGGGACACACGGAACCGGACGUGCAAGAAAACUUGCAGUAAUUUCUAAAGGUCGUACUCUUGAAUUGGGACGUUUUAGCACCCGUAACAAUUUUCACAGAGAAGCACUGUAUUACGAAGAAACGAAGCAUUUGUGUUGACAUAUUUUGAUAAUAAUUUUGCCUAGCGAAAACUGAUCGUCUUCCGAGAAGCCAAUCAGAUCUCUCCCUUUUGUCAUAUAACCCAGAGCCUAAUUUUCAACGAGUGACCAAGCGAAAAUGGCUCUUGGGACGAGAAUUGGUGAAAAAUUCACUCAUUUCCAUGCACAACUCAGCAUAGAAAUAGAGCUGAACCCAAUGCACCUAAUGUCAUUGUUUUUAACAGUAAUGUCAUAUGCCAUAAUACCAUUCAUACAAUUAUACAAUAUAAAGAGUAUUGUAGUUAUUUUGGUGUCCACUAUACUGCUUUACUACUUUACACACUGUGGAUUAUCAAACUGGUUCAUCAUAAUUUGCCUUCGUCCUUUUGAUUUACUUCAAAAUUGAAAAUAAUUUUUUUUAAACGAUUUAUAGCCUUGCCUAGAACUAGAAGCUUGGCAUAUAAACAUGAAUCAUCAUGCUUUGAAUAUAUAUGACGGUAGGUGACACUAUAUAGGUCGUGAAGGCAACCGUGAAUGCAAUUCUUUUCUAUUCUGGCAACUGGUGUUCUUCUACCUUCCAUAAAGUCUGUGCCUUGAAACUGUAAGCGUAAAACAUUUUCUCAUUUUCCCAAUCAUAUUGCCAUAUUUAUAUAGAUAAUCGGUGAUAAACGUGAAAAGAAACCAGACAUUUCUACUACACGAAAAGACCUACUGGAUCGUCUUAUUGAGGCUGUUGAUGAAGAGACUGGCCAAGGUAUGGAUGAAGAAGAGCUAUUUAGCGAGGUAUUCGCAUUUUUAUUUGCUGGCCACGAAACGAGUUCUGUUGCCUUGUCUUGGAUCCUUUAUUAUCUUGCUCAAUACCCUGACAUUCAGGAAAAAAUCCGUCGGGAAGUUUUAGAGACAUUAACCGAACAAGAAGGGAGUUGGGAAGCCUACGAGUCAAUGGAGUAUCUUACAGCCGUGAUAAACGAGUCAAUGCGUCUCCGGCCUCCAGUUUCUGUAUAUCGUAGAAAAGUAAUUCGCGACGAUAAUAUUCUUGGCUACAAUAUACCUGCUGACUCUGUGAUUGUCAUUUCACCUUACGUUGUCCAUCGUAAACCUGAAUAUUGGUCGGAUCCGGAGACCUUCAAUCCGGAUAGGUUCCUGGAAUCAAGUAAGUGAUUCAUGCAAGCUAAUGAAACUGGCAUUGCUAAGCAUUGCUGUGUUAUUUCAAAAGUUUGCAGUUUAAUAUUGUUAAAUUGUUUGUGUAUAUUUGUUUCCUCAGUAUUUAGAAAACAUUCAUGAACACCGGGAAAAAUUGUAUUUGUAACCUGUAAAUGUCGUAAAUUCGACUACAAUCCUGGCAUUUUCAACUUGCUCAAAACGUAUUAAAAAACUUUUCUCCAUUGAAACAUGACUGGAUUUUGAAGGGAGUGUGGAAAGGUGCGCACCUCCACUGAGAUCGUUUUGCACCUCCCCUGAUAAUUUUUGCGGGGACGUUUCAAUGAUAGAUCAAUGUGAAAAUUUGACAUUUUUUGGUUGCUUAGGGUCUACACUUCGUAAGAAAGUUUUUCUGUAAAAUUGAAAUAGUGAUAGCCAUUCAUCUCUGUGUCGAAUACCCUUUUAAUGCAAUGUUUUGAAAGAAACUUUGUAGUAAUUGUAAUGAAGGGCAAAAUUGGAUGAGUUGUACAAUUCAUUAAUACACUGAUGCAUAUGUACACUACAUGCAUACGUCAUACAUGUCGUUGAUUUUGGGAUGUUCUAAGCCCUGACUUUCCAUGGGGGUUGUGAGCUUGACCGCUAGACAUUUAUUAGACCUAACCAGGACCAGCUGCAAAAACUAUAGGUCCCUGGCGGGAAUCGAACCUGAGGCCCUGCGAUUCCGGUGCAUGUUCUUGUAUCACAUAACCUACAGAAGGCAGUACUCUAGAACAGUUACUUGAACUUGUGGUUAGAGUUCGACAACUGGCCUCUGUAGCUCAGUUGGUUAGGGCGCUGCACCGGAAUCGCAGGACCGAAAGUUGAGGGGACCUAAAGUUGCAUUUUUCACAACUGUUCUUGGUUUGUUCGGUCUAAUAAAUGUAUAUAAAUUUCUACUCCAUAAAUUCCAUCUACAAUACCCUUACUGAUGAUCGUGUUCGUUUGCAGUGCGUGACUACAACUGCUAGGAUGCUUUGCGAGAAUCUUGGUAGGAAAGGAGAGCAAAUAGUCGCGAAGUAGAAGUCACACACCACAAUGAAACGUCAUUCUGCAUAAAUCCCAGUACUGUAUAUACAUUCCAAUAGGCUGUACUGUUUAUUGCAUUCAGUCUUGCCACAAGGCCUCGUUUUCAUGUGGUUAUAUCCACAUGUCGUGCACACUAGGGUUAAGGAUAAGCUUUCGAUUGAGGUAAAGAUCAAAGAGAAACAUAUUCGUGAACGACACAUGGGGAUAUAAUCUUCAUGUGCGCCUGCCAUGAGAAAACCAGGAAACACGGAAAUGAGGCCAUUGGGGCAAAUUAAAGUGCAAUGAAUAGUAAAAUCUAUCAUGAAAACUUGUCGGCUCCUACUGUAAGUCCACGAAUUACUUCUGCAUCAUUUAAAUACGUAUACCCCAGUGUGUGGGGCGUAGAACUAUACAGAAGGUAAUGGAUAUCAACAAGUUGUGGUUUAAUAAAUUACAGACCUAUUCAUUUAUGGAUUAACUAUAUUCUGUAUCAUCCUCGUCCUGGGGACCUAUCAUCCUCGUCCUGGGGACGAGGAUGUAUGAUCUGCAUAGGUUACAGUCCGUGAGUUGACAACAUCGUCGCUUAUAAGCGUUUUGUUUCACACAGAACCUGUCGUAGAAUAUCGCUGAUAAAAUUAUAGGGCGCGUGAGGACAUACUGACUGAUACUGUGUUAUUUUAAAAUAUUUUGAAUACGUUUGCCCCAUGCAAGAGCUAAUAAGCUCAUCUAGGAGUUAUCACUGAGAUAAUGAGGAUCAUUUUUUAACUGACAAAUUCACAACAUUUAUUGUUUCUAUAGAUAAUCCCAACAACCGUCGUACUUUCUUGCCAUUUUCCAAUGGUCCUCGAUUCUGCAUCGGCUACAGAUUUGCUUUGAUGGAAAUUAAGGUCGUCGUUGCCACCUUAAUCCGGGAAUUUUCAUUUUCAAUGAUUCCUGGAAUGUCAUUUGCAGGUUCUAUUUCCGUUACCUACAGACCUAAACCUAAUCUAGAACUUCUCGUACGAAAGGUGAGCGGAUAAGAGGAGACUGUGAGACAAUUCAGUAUUAUGACUAAUCAAGAUAUGGAAAUGUAAUCAAGACCAUAUAAUUAUUGAUAUAUCGAAUCAUAUUUUUCCUAUUACAUUUUGUGAUAUACAAUCAUAAAUAGCUAGAAUAAAUCUGAGACC
Messenger RNA from Paramuricea clavata, 13151 nucleotides. Lineage: Eukaryota; Metazoa; Cnidaria; Anthozoa; Malacalcyonacea; Plexauridae. The record is from the annotation of a GenBank genome assembly.